AUGAGCUUUCCCUUCAGUCCAAAGCGUCUGCCGGGACCUGACCUCUCCUGUCUGCAGCAGUACAGUAACUGGCUGGCCUGUCGCCAUGAGGCAUCCCUUCUGCCCAUGAAGGAGGACCUGGCUCUCUGGCUCAACAGGAUUCUUGGCAUUGAGAUAACAGCAGAGAACUUUAUGGACAGGCUGGACAAUGGAGUAGUGCUCUGUCAGCUUGCUGAGGAGCUGCAGGAGAAGAUGAUUGUGGCAAACAAUGGCAAGCCUUUUGUCCGCAGGGUGAUUCACUGGCGGGCUGAUGCCAGCUCUGGAUCGUUCUUUGCCCGGGAUAACACUGCCAACUUCCUGUACUGGUGUCGUAAAUUGGGAGUGGACGAAUCCCAGCUCUUUGAGUCUGAGGACCUGGUUCUCCAGAGGCAGCCACGAGAGGUGUGCCUCUGUCUAAUGCAGCUCGGAAGGAUUGCAGCAAGGUAUGGAGUGGAGCCUCCAGGAUUGGUCAAGCUGGAGAAAGAGAUAGAGAAAGAGGAAGGAGAAUCUUUGUCCCCAGCCAUGUUUUUUGGCUCACCCUUACCUUCCCCCUCAACCCAAAGCAAAUCCUCAUCCAGGAGGACCACAGUCAAUUUACUGGAUGACAUUGUCAGGCAAAUUGCAGAAAAUCCUCCUUGCAGAUGUUCUGUUAAAUUUUGCAUUGAGAAACAGCCUAAAGGCCGCUAUCGCGUGGGAGACAAAGUUCUUUAUGUCCGGAUGCUGAAUGAUAAGCAUGUAAUGGUCAGAGUUGGAGGAGGCUGGGAGACAUUCGAGACGUAUCUGCUGAAGCAUGAUCCGUGCCGGAUGGCUCUGAUCGCACGUCCAAGCGUCAAAACCUGCAAGGCCAAUGGCAAGUCCCCAAAUAUGAAAGAGUUGUCCCGAGACAGUUAUUUGGUGGUGGGCACUCACUCUCGCCCAAAGAAGUAA
Chanos chanos (milkfish) is the source of this 945-nucleotide messenger RNA. It is a transcript of the gene gas2b, whose product is annotated as growth arrest-specific 2b. The record is from RefSeq and is a predicted model, not a curated record. Gene Ontology annotation, biological process: actin crosslink formation. The transcript is spliced from 8 exons. The coding region runs from base 1 to 945 and encodes 314 amino acids. NCBI's taxonomy places the organism in Eukaryota, Metazoa, Chordata, Actinopteri, Gonorynchiformes, Chanidae. Gene Ontology annotation, cellular component: actin filament. Gene Ontology annotation, molecular function: cytoskeletal adaptor activity; microtubule binding; actin filament binding.